GCCGCCUCCUUCCUGCGUGCGGCGCGGGGCGCUUCCGCUUGGCCCGGCCCGGCCCGGAGCGGCGCGGCGAUGUGGCUCGGCCCGGAGGAGGUCCUGGUGGCCCACGCGCUGUGGGUGACGGAGCGCGCCAACCCCUUCUUCGUGCUGCAGCGGCGCCGGGGCCACGGCAAGGGCGGCGGCCUCACGGGUCUUCUCGUGGGCACCCUGGACGUGGUGCUGGACUCCAGCGCCCGCGUGGCUCCCUACCGCAUCCUUCACCAGACCCAGGACUCGCAGGUCUACUGGACCGUGGCGUGCGGUUCUUCCCGUAAAGAGAUCACGAAGCACUGGGAAUGGCUGGAAAACAACUUGCUGCAGACACUGUCCAUCUUUGACAACGAGGAAGACAUCAUCACGUUUGUCAAGGGCAAGAUCCACGGCAUCAUUGCAGAAGAGAACAAGAGUCUGCAGCCCCAGGGGGAUGAGGAUCCUGGGAAGUUCAAGGAGGCUGAGCUGAAGAUGCGGAAGCAGUUCGGUAUGCCAGAGGGUGAGAAGUUGGUCAACUACUACUCCUGCAGCUACUGGAAGGGCCGUGUGCCCCGGCAGGGCUGGCUCUACCUGACCGUCAACCACCUGUGCUUCUACUCCUUCCUGCUGGGGAAAGAAGUGAGCCUCGUGGUGCAGUGGGUGGAUGUCACGCGGCUAGAGAAGAAUGCCACACUGCUCUUCCCUGAGAGCAUCCGUGUGGACACCCGGGACAAAGAGCUCUUCUUCUCCAUGUUCCUCAACAUCAGUGAGACCUUCAAGCUCAUGGAGCAGCUGGCCAACCUGGCCAUGCGACAGCUGCUGGACAGCGGGGGCUUCCUGGAGGACAAGGCUCUGCCCAGGCCUGUCCGACCGCACAGGAACAUCUCGGCUCUGAAGCGGGACUUGGACGCCCGAGCCAAGAACGAGUGCUACCGGGCCAUGUUCCGGCUGCCCAGGGACGAGCAUCUGGACGGCCACACGGGCUGUACCCUGUGGACGCCAUUCAACAAGCUACACAACCCCGGCCAGAUGUUCAUCUCCAACAACUACAUCUGCUUCGCCAGCAAGGAGGAGGAUGCGUGCCACCUCAUCAUCCCUCUGAGGGAGGUGACUAUUGUCGAAAAAGCCGACAGCUCCAGUGUCCUGCCCAGCCCUCUGUCCAUCAGCACCAAGAGUAAAAUGACCUUCCUGUUUGCCAACCUGAAAGACCGUGACUUCCUGGUCCAGAGGAUCUCAGACUUCCUCCAGAAGAUGCCUUCUAAGCAGCCGGGCAGCAGCAGCAGCCGCAGCCUCAGCCUCGGGGGAGGGAGAGCCAGCACUGUGGGUCCAGCCCCAGAGUCCCUCCCAGCGCCUCAGGAACUGCCAGAAACACCCACCAGCCCGACAUCGCCCCUCUGCAGCCGCCUGAGUUUCGGUGCCCAGGACGUACCCACUGUAUCCCAGGGCCUGCUCAAGGUCUUCCAGAGACACCCGGCCAUGGAGGACCUCGGAGCCAAGGGGGCGAAGGAGAAGGCGAAAGAGGAAGCGUGGGACAUCCACUUCUUUGAGUAUGGGCGCGGCAUGUGCAUGUACCGCACAGCCACAACACGGCAGCUGGUCCUGAAAGGCAUCCCUGAGAGUCUUCGAGGAGAGCUGUGGCUCCUCUUCUCGGGGGCCUGGAAUGAGAUGGUGACUCACCCCGGCUACUACACUGAACUGGUGGAGAAGUCCACGGGGAAGUACAGCCUGGCCACAGAGGAGAUCGAGAGAGACCUCCACCGCUCCAUGCCCGAGCACCCCGCCUUCCAAAACGAGCUGGGGAUCGCUGCGCUGCGGCGGGUGCUGACUGCCUACGCCUUCCGGAACCCCACCAUCGGCUACUGCCAGGCGAUGAACAUCGUGACGUCCGUGCUCCUGCUCUAUGGCAGCGAGGAGGAGGCCUUCUGGCUCCUGGUGGCCCUCUGUGAGCGCAUGCUGCCCGACUACUACAACACCAGGGUGGUGGGAGCCCUGGUGGACCAAGGCAUCUUCGAAGAGCUCACGCGAGAUUUCCUACCCCAGCUCUCUGAGAAGAUGCAGGACCUGGGGGUGAUCUCCAGCAUCUCUCUGUCCUGGUUCCUGACCCUCUUCCUCAGUGUCAUGCCCUUUGAAAGCGCCGUGGUCAUCGUCGACUGCUUCUUCUAUGAGGGCAUCAAGGUGAUCUUGCAGGUGGCCUUGGCUGUCCUGGACGCCAACAUGGAGCAGCUACUGGACUGCAGUGAUGAGGGCGAGGCCAUGACCGUGCUGGGCAGAUACCUGGAUAAUGUGGUCAACAAGCAAAGUAUCUCUCCCCCUAUUCCACACCUCCAUGCCCUGCUGACCAGCGGAGAUGAGCCUCCUGUGGAGGUGGACGUCUUUGACCUCCUGAAGGUGUCCUACGAGAAGUUCAGCAGCCUGAGGGCGGAUGACCUGGAACAGAUGCGGUUUAAGCAGAGGCUGAAAGUGAUCCAGUCCUUGGAGGACACGGCCAAACGAAGCGUGGUCCGAGCCAUCCCAGGGGACAUUGGUUUCUCAAUUGAAGAGCUGGAGGACCUCUAUGUGGUGUUUAAGGCCAAGCACAUGGAGAGCCAGUACUGGGGCAGCAGCCGCACAGCCGCCGCCGGCCACCGAGACCCCAGCCUCCCCUACCUGGAGCAGUACCGGAUCGAUGCCAGCCAGUUCCAGGAGCUCUUCACCAGCCUGACGCCCUGGGCCUGUGGCUCACACACACCUGUGCUGGCAGGCCGCAUGUUCCGGCUCCUGGACCAGAACAGGGACCUGCUGAUCAACUUCAAGGAGUUCGUGACAGGGAUGAGUGCGAUGUACCAUGGAGACCUCACGGAGAAGCUCAAGGCUCUCUAUAAGCUGCACCUUCCCCCAGCUCUGAGCCCAGAGGAAGCAGAGUCGGCCCUGGAGGCCACCCAUUACUUCACCGAGGACAGCUCCUCAGAAGCCUCUCCUCUGACUUCAGAGCUGGAUUUUUUCCUGCCCUGGGAAGCUCAAGGUCGUAGCUAACGAGCCACCUGCGUUAUCUUAGCUAACGUUUGAUGUUGGAGAAUGGCUGCACAGUCGAAAUUCCUCAGCUGCAGUGUUUUCUUGCUGUUAGAGACGUCACAACCUCAUCGAUCACUGCAACCUCAACUGGACCGUAGGCACAGGGAAGUCUGUCUCUGUGCACCAGCUGAAGGCUCACUUAGCAAGUCACACUUAGGGCGUGGAAUGACUCAUAAUUUUAAUCAGUAGCCAAAUUAUAAGCCAAUUCAAUAGUAUCUUAAAGCCUGCUCAGUAAGUUCAAGCUGGUCUCCCACAGUGGGCUUGUCAGCAAAUGCAGACACACCACACGGGUUCAUUCCUCCAGGCACAUGCAGAGUGUCUGUUCACAGCGGAGACACAGCAGCCACCUGCUGUCACUGCAGCCGUAGGGAAGAGAAGCAGCAGGGCGAGUGGAGGCCAGAGGGAAUGGUUGAUGCUCUCCUCAGAAAACUUUCAUGUUCCACCAUAUUUUUUCAUUACAGAAAAAUAUGUAUGUUGAGUGCCUGUUAGAACUCACCCUGUGCUACACUGAAAGCCCAUGGGAGCAUCUGAUGCAGUGUAAAGGAGGCUCUCUAGGCCCUGGGUUGGGCAGCCAAGCUGGUCGUGUGUGAUACGCUUGGACAGCCAGAGGGGCUGAGGGUGCAGCUCUGCAGCAGAGCACUGGCCCAGUGAGCACAGCCCCUCAGUUCAAUCCCCAGCACCGCAGAACAAAAGAAAACAAAACUGACCCAUUGCUGCCCUGUAGCUUCAUAUGGAGGGUGAUACAUGCCAAAGAGCUGACCCAGAAGGGAGAAUGAAAAAAUAAUGUAUCCUGCCAGGUGUGGCAGUGUACACCUGGAAUCCCAACACUUGGGAGGAUAAGGCAGGGGAGUUACAGUUCCAGGCCAGCCUAUACUAUAUGAGACCAUGCCCAAAAAAAAAAUGGCUGAAGUUACAAGUUCAAGUCCAGCCUGGGCAGUUUAGCAACUUAGACCCUGUCUCAGCAAAGAGCUGAGUGAAGGUCUUGGGUUCAGUCCCCACUAUCACACAGGUAUACAGGGGUAGGAGGAGACAGGCAGAGUCCAGGUAUCUGUUGUAGUCCUGCUGACAGCAUUGAACACUUGGAUUGGAGCAUGACCUUGAUUCUGCUGGCACGCACUGAAGAGCCUCAUGCACCUUCCGUCCUGCCAGGGUCUGGGCAAACCGCAGGUGCUUUCCACUUACCCUGCACAUCCUGUGGCCAACCUGUCCUCAGCCCCACCCAGCCCCCGGGCAGCAGGGCCUGCACCCCUCAGGGAGAGGACAGGGCCUGUCGGCCACUGCCUUCCUCACAGAGGAGACAAGUGUCCAGCUCAGCAGAUGCAGCACUGCACAGUGCCAGGCUGCGCCCACGGUCCUGGUACACGGAAGUCCUCACCGGCCCGUGUGGCAGUCACAGGCAGAACUGAUGCCCACUCACUCCAUCCCCGAGGUGUGACCCAUUUUCAGCAGAAGCUGUAGAACCGAAUAGUUGUCAGACUUGUUGCCUAUGGUGCAUAUCAUUUGCUUGAAAAAAAAGUGUAGACUUACACUCUUUUGAAAAACAGAAGUGAGUAUUCGCUAUGUUGGGGAUCGAACCCAGGGCCGUGAGUAUGCUAAGCCUCCACCCCACAACAGAGCUACAGCAGUUGGCUUUUUAAACAUGUCACCAGGCGACAGAACAGCCAGGCUGUGGUGGGGCAGACUGGGCCUCUUGAGUGGUUUAUAGCCAGAAGAAUUUCCUCCACGUUCAUUUUAUUUUUUCGGUU
Molecule: messenger RNA, 4802 nt
Organism: Heterocephalus glaber (naked mole-rat)
Lineage: Eukaryota; Metazoa; Chordata; Mammalia; Rodentia; Bathyergidae
Source: RefSeq, a predicted model, not a curated record